Triticum urartu is the source of this 1377-nucleotide messenger RNA. Lineage: Eukaryota; Viridiplantae; Streptophyta; Magnoliopsida; Poales; Poaceae. The record is from RefSeq and is a predicted model, not a curated record.
AAACCCCCUCACCCUCUCACCCCACGAACCCUAGCGCUCCAGAUCAGCCACCCACCUCACGCGCUCCCCCUCGUCUCCCACAUCGCCGCCGCCACCCCUCCGAUCCCAUCCCUCCCGAUUCAGAUCCGACCCCGCCGCCCGCACCCGCGCCACCACCCGCUCCUCCUCGCCUCCUAGAGGACGUCCGCCGCUCUUCCUCCGCCCGUCCCCUCGCCCCCGCACUGGUACCACCGCCGAGCCCAGUUCCCCUCACUUCUUCGUCCAGGCGCCAUCGCCAUCAAUCGAUCUCCCGAGCAAGCGACCUUCCUCCCCCGCCGUCAAGGGGCCUCCAUGAACCAAGGCCGGCGACGUCUACCGCGCGCCGGAUCCGACACGAGGACGACGAGCAGGGAGCGGGCUUCCUCACUCUGCUCCUUCUCCGGUGACGACCUUCCCCUCCGUGCGCGCGUUCCAGCAGCGGGCUUCUCCUUCCGCUUGCUUUGCGUCGCGGAGCCGCGGAGGAAGACCCACGGGUGAAGAGGAAGCUGAAGCUGAAGCGUCUGAUGCUUCUCGAAAAAUUGAUGCAUUAUGGACCGGCGGAGGAUCUGUACGGCAUGUUCAUCAACAAAGUCCGGCGCGAGCCCCCACCCGAGAUGCUGGAAGAAGUCAGGGGGCUUACAAAGUGGGUGCCGUCGCUGGUUAAGAUGACAAGAAGCUUUGUUGAGGAGAACAUCAACAGGUCCCGGAAGAGGAUGGACGUCGCUGCGUUGGACAUGCUGCAGUUCCAUUGAUAUGCUUGUGUGGCUUGCUGAUAUUUGGUAUCGUAACGUGUUCGUACCAUUUCAUGAGCAUUGCAUCUUCAUUGUCAGCGCAACUGGAAGGCAUUCGAUGGAAUUCAUUUGGAAAUGGAUCCCUGUUGAUACUCAGUAGUGAAUCUCCUGUCAAGUAUAUUGGACAAUAAGUUCAUCCUGAUCAUAUGGAAUGCUUGUUAAUAUGCUAGAGGGCCGAGUGCUCAGUGAAAACUUUGGUCCUUGUUCCAUGAUUUUGGAGAUCAAUGUCGUAGAGCCCUGUGCACUGUGUGUCCAUGUUGCUUUCUUUUUGCUGUCGCGCUUUAGCUGGUCCAUCAAACCUCUAGGUAUCUUCCUGCUAGCAUUGGGGGGAAGACGGGACAUCUUCUUUUUUACUUGUUUUCCUUUUUGAAAAAAAAUUGGAAUGCUCGUUCACAGACAAAAGCAUGCUGUACUGUGAUAGAGUUGUGCCAUUGUAAUUAGUCUUAGAUGAGUUCACAGACCCAUGGACAUCUGAUUUGCCUUGCUAGGCGAAGAGGAAAACCAGGGCUGGAACUGACUGGAACAUGAUGAUUUUGUUAGCCCACUGAAGAAUUACCCAACACCUCAA